Diorhabda sublineata is the source of this 5245-nucleotide messenger RNA. Its product is annotated as zinc finger protein 260-like. Gene Ontology annotation, molecular function: DNA-binding transcription factor activity, RNA polymerase II-specific; RNA polymerase II transcription regulatory region sequence-specific DNA binding. Gene Ontology annotation, biological process: regulation of transcription by RNA polymerase II. The record is from RefSeq and is a predicted model, not a curated record. The transcript has 2 exons. Gene Ontology annotation, cellular component: nucleus. Bases 105 to 2066 code for a protein of 653 amino acids. NCBI's taxonomy places the organism in Eukaryota, Metazoa, Arthropoda, Insecta, Coleoptera, Chrysomelidae.
AUAUUAUAGAAAAAGAAGAAGAAUAUCUAUCCACGUCCAGUUAUAUUACAAUUUUGGUUCAAAUAAUUUUUAUUGAAUUCAAAAUUUGAUAUAAUCCAUACAGAAUGGAUAUCGAGCAAACAGUAAUAAAGGACGAAAUUGAAAUUCACAAUGACUUUAUUUGGAAUACGAAUUUUAAACAAGAAUUAUGUGAUGAAAAGCCUUGUGCCGAUUUUCAAAAUGAAAAUACAAGUAGUAUGCAUCCUAUUAAACAAGAAAUAAGUAACGAUCUAAGCACAGAUCAAGAAUUUGAUAAACCCAAACUUCCAAAAAAAUUUGAAUAUUUCAGAAUAAAAACUGGAAAGCGAAUUAAAUCACAAGUAUUGCUAGAAAAUGGAAAACAUCUGAAUCUAAAUACAAUUGGUGGGAUUAUAAUCUGUGAGUUUUGUGGUAAUUUGCACACAAAACAAAUUGAAUUCAUUUGGCACUUUUCUACAAGUCAUUGGGUAAAACAAAAAUUUUAUCAGAAAAAUAACUGUUUUCAAAGAAGGGCAACAACAGACACUGAUGUUGACAUAAAUCUUGACGAGAAUGUAAAAAAUGAAAUAAUUGGAGAUGGUUGGAAAAGGGAAGAAGAUAUUAGAUUUGCUGAUAAUAUUAUGUUAAGUUCAAAUGAAGGUCAGAAAUUGGAAAAAAGUGGUAUAAAUGGAUAUUUGUCUGCUAGCAACGAAAGAAAGCUAUUCAAAUGUGACAUUUGUUUAAAAGCUUUUUUACAGAAAAUUGUUUUGAAGAGACAUUUGUGUAAUCAUACAGGAGAAAAACCUUUUAAAUAUGAAAUUUAUUUAAGAGCCUUUUCACAGACAAAUAAUUUGAAGACUUAUUUGUUUAGGCAUAUAGCACCAAAGCCAUUCAAGUGCGAAUUUUGUUUAAAAACAUUUUCACACAAGUAUAAGUUGAAAAUACAUUCGCGUAUACAUACCGGGAUAAAAAAAUUUAAAUGUGAAAUUUGUUUGAAAACUUUUUUGCAGAAAAGUAAUUUGCAAUCACAUUUACUCAUGCACACAGGGGAAAAGCCAUUCAAGUGUGAAAUUUGUUUUAAAUAUUUUUCAAGGAAAAGUCAUUUAAAAGAUCAUUCGCGUAAACAUACAGGGGAAAAGAAUUUCAAAUGUGAGAUUUGUUCAAAAACUUUUUCAUAUAAAAUUAGUUUAAAUUCACAUAUGCAUAAUCACACAGGUGAAAAACCAUACAAAUGUGACAUUUGUUUGAAAACCUUUUUACAGAAAUGCAAUAUGAAACAACAUUUGCUGCUUCAUACAGGAGAAAAGCCGUAUAAAUGUGACGUUUGCUCCAAAACUUUUUCACAGAAAUGCAGUAUGAAAAGACAUUUGCUGCUUCAUUCAGUAGAAAAGCCAUAUAAAUGUGACGUUUGCUCAAAGACUUUUCCACACAAAUAUAAUAUGAAACAACAUUUGCUGCUUCAUACUGGAGAAAAGCCAUACAAAUGUGAGAUUUGUUUAAAAACUUUCUCAUAUAAAAUUAGUUUAAAUACACAUUUGCUUACACACACAGGAGAAAAGUCAUUCAAGUGCGAAAUUUGUUUAAAAGCUUUCUCAACAAAAAGUAAUUUAAAUACACAUUUGCAUAGUCAUACAGGAGAAAAACCUUUUAAUUGUGAAAUUUGCUUAAAAACUUUUUCGAAGAAAAGUCAUUUGAGUAUACAUUCUCGUAUACAUACAGGGGAAAAUAAAUUUAAAUGUGAGAUUUGCUUAAAAACAUUUUUGCAGAAAAUUAAUUUGAAAUCACACUUGUUUAAGCACACAGGAGAAAAGCCAUACAAAUGUGAUAUUUGUUCAAAGACUUUUUCACAUAAAACUAGUUUGAGUUCGCAUAUGCGUAAUCACACAGGUGAAAAACCAUACAAAUGUGACAUUUGUUCGAAAACGUUUUCACAGAAAUGCAAUAUGAAACAGCAUUUGCUGCUUCAUACAGGAGAAAAGCCAUUCAAAUGCAACGUUUGCUCGAAAACCUUUGCACAGAAAUCUAACUUGAAUACACAUUCACGUAGUCACACAGGUGAAAAAACAUGAAACGUGGAUCAAACAUGCAUAGAAAUGUUUAAAUCAUGUACAUAUCAGGGUAUUACUUUACUAAAAUUACUUGUAAGCUCAACAUUUUAGGUUCUGUUCUAAAUGAGUCCAAUAAGCUUCUUACAAAUAUUUUCAGAGUUAUAAAUUUUUCAUUUUUUUAAUCGUUCGAGUGCACUUUUCAAAAUGCAUUCUCCCCUGCACAAAUUGUAUUUUUUAUUUCUAAGGCUGUCCGGAAUCGAAUGUUGCAUCUUGAUUUGUCUUAAUUUUUGUGCUUAUUUCCUCGACUACAUUUACAAUUACUUCAGCAGGAAUAGACAUGCAUGUAUUUGAUUGGUUGAAUUAAAUACAUGAACCGCUAACCCUCUGUAGGGCAGGAUAUCCAAUUUUAAAGAUAAGCAGUGACAGUUGGAGUUGGAGAUGAUUAAAAAUAAACUAAGAAAUUAAAUAUUAACGAAUUCUAAGUUUAAUUCAUAGGGGAAAGUAUCUGAUUAUCGAAUAACUUUUGGUUUUUAUGUCACUCAGUAGGUUUUAUGUUUUUUUACAUUCAAAGAGUCAAAAGAUAUACUUUCUUAUGUUGUUCUCAAAAUCUGAGACUUUAAGUAUGAUAAAACUAAAGUUAGCACUUUCCCAUAGGGAAAUAAGGGCUAGAAACGACAUUAAAAGUAUUUAAUUAUGAAACAUAAUGUUAUAAACAACAGUAUAAAAGUACAAACAAAUAGUAAACUGUCAUAAAUUAACACGAAUCUUUUUUUGGCGUAUUAGAUCGUACAAAAUUGUCUUUUGGUUGAUUUUUAAAUAGUCUACUUCAGGUUGCAGAAGUCACACGUGCUUGCCAUAACUCGUCUUCUUUCUAGAUAGACCCUUUCUUUGAAAUAUCUCUUGCUCAUUUUUGUCAAGGAACUUCUUCGACUUCUUGAUUUGGUUUUCCAAAUUUUUCUUAUAUAGCGAGCUAGUGACAACUGCGGCUUUACCAGCAGGGCGACCACGCUUGGGAUUCGACGAUUUUUCUGAAAGCUUUGGCAAAGGCUUGAGAAUGAAAGGUGAAACAACUGUCUUUAAAGAGUUUUAGGAGACGUGGCUGAGGAUGUGGUGCUGAAGAAAUCGAAGUUACGAGGCUAUAAGCUACUGUGAUAAAUGUUUGGUUUUCUAGAUCCGUAGACAUCUCCAUGGAUGUGGUCUCGAUUUCAUUUCAAGUCGGAGUUUUGAAAUCUGUUCCUAUCGGUAUGAUACCACAAUUUUUAAACCCACUCGUGGCAAUUUGCAGUGUUGCAGCCUUGGCAUAGGCUUUGUCAAUUAGUUCUCCGAUUUGGUAGGAGGUUAAAGCUCUGAAUGGGUUGUUAAAAAGACGUUUGGACUUUGCCACGUCCAUUGGCUGGAGUUUGUACGAUGUGUGGGCAGGCAGACAAUUAUAACUCCAUUUUCUCUAGUUUUCAAUGGGAUCCUCUGGGGUCGGUUUGACGUAGUCUGUAAAAUGCUGCAGCCAGUCAGUGAAAAUAUGAUUUUGAAUCCAUCCAGAUUUGUGGCAUCUUGCAAUGGUUCCUGGCGGCGUUCCAUCGUAAAGUUUAGGCUUCAUAUUUUGUCUAGGAAAUACUAUUAAGUGGAGGAAUACAUAUCUCUGAAAGGCUCAUAACGUAUCAACCUGUUUUUUGCUUCUAGCGACAUUAAUUCCUGUUUUGUCGACAUUGAAUACUUUAUGUGGUCUCAUUUGAAUUUUUCUCAGUUCAAGCUCUAACAAAUCAUAGAAACGAGUACCGUUUACCUUAGAAAACCCCUUGGCUCUUACUAAAGCUAUAGAUUGAGGUUUCCCAAUGGAUAGAGUUAGAUGUCUAUUCAAAAAAUUAUGUAUCCAUUUUUUCCCAGCUCCACCUUUGGUUAGUGUAAACGGGUUAUUAUUUACAGAAAGCUGGAAGGCCAACGUCCCAUUUCUUUAUCUUUCUUUCCAUGUUUGGCAUCAGAAAAUAGUACGAAAAAUCAGGUAAGGUUAGGGCGAAAUGAACAUGGUACAACCUCAAAAAUGCCAACCAGAAACUAACAAUCUUUCUCUAAAUAUAACAUAUUAUCAAAACCAUUACGUUUGGUGGUGAUAGCAUCCAAAACAGAUAGGGAGGUUUGGGAGAAACACUUUUUUUUUUGUUAAUUUACAAGUCACUAAAAUUAUUUACAAAAAUGCACCUAAAUUAAGAAAAAAAUGAAAAGGGUACCAAACAUCCACCCCCUCCCAACAAUAAAACCCCAUUUCCGUGACCAUCUAUCGAUACAGGGUGUUUUUUGUAACUUUAAACUUUUACGAGCCACAAAUAUUUCUGGUUGAAACCGAGGUUCGAAGUAUUUUCACGAAAAUGUAUCAAAUUUCUAGAACAUACUUGAACAAAUUACCGUAAAAAUAUCUAGUGACCUUAAAAUAACCUGAUGAGUGAUUAUUAUUUAAUUAUGAAUGAGUUUCAAGGUCUUAGGGGUGUACAUUGCAUUAAACGAAAAAAAUCGAUUAAAAAUCCCGAAACAAUCACAUGUUUAUAACUCAUAGAUUAAUCGCAAAUUAACAAUAAGGUUUAGCCAAUCAAAGCUUGUGGUAGACAGAGCCGAAAAAGUAUUUAGCUGCUGCCGCAUUUUUGAAUUUACUUUUGUUUCUACAACGAAGGUUUUCCGGCGCAUAUUAUUAUCGAUCGUUGAUUUUUUUGGCGUGUUUAGAGGUUAAAAUGCUUCUUAUUUAUUUUAAUUGCGUAGUCGCCGGAAAAACCUUCGAGUACGUUGUAGAAACAAAUACAAACUUUCUCAAAAUUCUCAUAACUACAAAAGCAAUAGAAACACAUCGGCUACUGCACUAUGGGAUGUCGGAAGCGAGGGCUACAAGUUCACAUGAUCGCCGCUGGGCUGCAGCACCUACUAGAGCCAGAACCUAAGGUAUCCGAAUUUAGGCGCCCGUCCGAUAAUCGGCUACUUACCCCAAUUCAUUGUUAAUUUUCUGCAUGAACUACAACUACAAUUUCAUACUAUUAUCAUCCAUGGUGCGAUUUUAAUCGACUUUUUGCGGAUUUUUCCAAAAUCUAAUACAGCUUUGAUUUAUAUUGAGUAAUAUUUAUGUGACGCUAUUUGUGUCUUUUUGUAAAUAUACCGGAUUCCAGUCGAUUUCUCUCAUAGUAGUUGACAAUCGAUUAUUAUCAAUAAAUUUUUUAUACGUA